AUUUUUCGUAUUAAAAACGGUUCGUCAUGGAUUUAAAAAUUUAAUAUCAUAUAGUAUGUAGGAAUAAUAUACCAUAAAAAUAGUUAAAUAUGUAGUUACUUUAAUUGUAAUAUUUAAUAUAAAAUUUCCCUAGUACAAGUACUUAAUGCUAUAUACAUUUUAUAAUGUUUCUGUACGAUUUCGAUUCAAAAUUAAAACUUUCAGACAGUAGUAUAUAAUUUUUAAUUAAGAUUUAAUUCUAAAUUUAUUUUCUUAUGAAAUGGAGGAUAAUAUGGAAAACAUAUUGCCAAGUACUAGUAGUAUAAUUCACACAAUACCUCGAACAAGAACAAGGCAACAAUUUAGUUUAUGUGCUAGUUCUGCUCCAGAAGAAGAAUUUGAAGCUUUUGACGCAUUGGAAGAAUUAUUACAUAAAACUUGGACUAUUUUUGGAGUUUCCACUUUAUUUAAUUUUUAUCAAGAUGAAGUAUAUUUGAAACAAUAUGCAAAACGAUUAAGAGAAGAAAUUGCAAAAAAUUUAUCACAAGAAGAUGUUACAUAUGAUACAAAAUUCUGUGUUAUGGAAAACAUAUCAUUAAGACCUAGUCCACUAGAUCCACCACCAAUAAAGAUUGAAGUUUAUUCUGAAAGUAACAAUAAUGAAACAAAUUCAAAGAAAUGUAUUUAUAAAGCAGUACUUUUAUCAUGGAGAACAACCAAAAGUAAAUUAACUACUAAUUCUAUAAGAUUACCUCUCUUAUUAUGUCGUGGCACAGUUGGUGCUAUAAGAACUGUCCAUAAUGUGUUAAGUCAUAUGUUUGAUUGCAUGAUUAUUGCAUUACCUGUACAUGAGGAUGAUUUAAUAUGGCUUGUUCCAAUUAUAAUUACUCCAAUAAAUAAAGAAAAACAAACAAAGAGCGCAGAUGAAAUUCGUAUGGAAUAUAGAAUACCAGAACUAAAAAAUACGGAUACAAUUACAAUCAAGUUUCUAAUUUUGGAUUUAAUAAAAAUAUUAACAUUAAUUAUAAAGGAUCAAGAUGAUGAAACAAAUCUUGAAAUUGCUUUUAAUCUAGAGCAUAUAGAAAAAUUUCGUGAACUUUUAUAUUCUGAAAUGUUAAAAGUUGCUGGUUUUGAAUUAGGACUAUGUACAUUAUACAAGAUUCAUCUUCCUACAAUUACAAUAAUGGAAAACAGGAUGAAAGUAAUGAACACAGAUACUAUGAAUCGUAUUCUGUUAUAUUUAAACGAAAAAGCCCUUGAUACGUUUCACACAUUAAAUCUUGAAAUUUAAAUUUUGUAACAUAUUGGUAAUGUUUAUAACAGUCUUUCUGCAAUAUGUGUAUUUAUUUUGUUUUUAAUGUAGUUUUCUAAGUUUUAAAACAUCACAGAUUGUGUAAAACAUUAUUGUUAAAUUUCAAAUACUAUUGCCAAUCAAUUUGUAUAACAUAAUGCAAAUUAUAUUCGUAAAAUAUAGUACUAUUAAUAUCUUUUA
This is a messenger RNA of Frieseomelitta varia, 1471 nucleotides long. RefSeq lists its product as uncharacterized. The coding region runs from base 260 to 1270 and encodes 336 amino acids. NCBI's taxonomy places the organism in Eukaryota, Metazoa, Arthropoda, Insecta, Hymenoptera, Apidae. The transcript is spliced from 5 exons. The record is from RefSeq and is a predicted model, not a curated record.